AUGAAUUUCAAUUAUUUUACUUUAUUAAUUGUUUUAAAUACGGAAAUAUAUGCACUUAAACCGAUACAUUUAACUUUAGUCGUCUGUGGUGAUAGACUUGAAGAAGCAUUGAACGCAUUGAAAUCAUCAUUAAUUUUUACACCAUCACCAAUUAUUUUUCAUAUUUUUACUGAAGAUCAUUUAAGAGAGCAAUUUAAUGAAAAAAUUAAUACCGAAUGGCCUAUUGAAUAUAAAUUGAAAUUUCAAAUCGAAUUUUAUUCAAUUCAAUUUACACGUGGAAAUGAUGAACGAUGGAGAAAAUUAUUUAAACCAUGCUGUACUCAGCGUUUAUUCAUUCCGGAUAUAUUGACAAAUAUUGAUUCAGUCAUUUAUAUUGAUACGGACAUACUAUUUUUAAGUAAUGUCAGAAGUUUAUGGCGCUUUUUUCGAAAAUUUAAUUCAACGCAAUUGGCUGCAUUGACACCAGAACACGAAGAUCCAUCUAUGGGAUGGUAUAAUCGAUUUGCACGACAUCCUUAUUAUGGAGCAAUGGGACUGAAUUCUGGUGUCAUGUUAAUGAAUUUAACCCGUAUGCGCCAGGUGAAUAUGGUUUCAAAGAUAAUGAACAUUUUUGAUGAAUUUCAUUUGAAUAUUACUUGGGGCGAUCAAUGUUUAUUAAAUAUUUAUUUUAAUUACUAUCCAGAGCAAAUCUAUGAAUUCAGUUGUAAUUGGAAUUAUCGACCGGAUCAUUGUAUGUAUGAAAAUAAUUGUCAAGUGGCUAAAUUAGAUGGUAUUAAAAUAAUUCAUGGUUGUCGUAGUGCAUUUCAUAAUGAUAAAUAUCAAGAAUUUAAAUCUAUCUAUGAAGUUAUUCUCAAUUGGAACUUUAAUUCAAAUAUUAAAUCUUCAUUAUUAGCGAACAUACAAAGUAAUUUAAAAAAAUAUUCAUUAACUAACUGUGGUAAAACUCAAGAAUUAUUUACCAAGCAUUUAUCAAAAGAAAUAUCAUCAUUAAAUUAUUCAUCGAAAAAUCUCUUUCAUAUUGCAUUAAUAUUUAGUAAUGAUUGGAAAUUUAUUGAACAGUCCUACGUUCUUCUUAAAUCACUUUCAUUAUUUUCCUCAAAUAAAACUGAUCAAAUGCAUUUACAUGUUAUUGUAACGGAUAGCGAUGCGCAAAACUAUUUUUCGAAACAGAUGAAGCUGAUGCACUAUACAAUUACAUAUUACAACACUACGAUAAAACAUCCAUUGCAAUUAUCAACAAUAUUAAAUGUUGAUCGUGUUGUAUAUUUAAAUUCAAAUAUAAUCUUUAUGAAAUCUUUUGAUAAAUUAUGGUCCUUAUUUGAUCAAUUCCAAUCAAAUCAAGUUGUUGGAAUGUUUGGUCAAUGUCAAAUUUCAGGUACUUCAAAUGUGUUACUAUUACAUCCAGCCCGAAUGAAAGCCUUAAAAAUAAAUUUUGAAGGUGUUAACAAUUUAUCGACGGAAAAUAUAUUUUUUUUAUCAUGCAAACAUAUUCUUGAUCUUGACCAUUGUCAAUCAAAAGAAGAUAUUUUAUUUCUUCCAGAAUCAAUCAAUCAUUCAUUAUAUGGAUUUUUAUAUAAAAUUAUUAGUCGAUUUGAUUUAACAAAAUCCAAUCAUUGGAAUGAUUCUAUUGAGAAUGAAUUGAGUCAAAUUGAAAAUAUACAGUAUCGAAAUGAAUUAAUUGAAUUAUUUUGCAACAAAUAA
This is a messenger RNA of Rotaria socialis, 1701 nucleotides long. The record is from the annotation of a GenBank genome assembly. NCBI's taxonomy places the organism in Eukaryota, Metazoa, Rotifera, Eurotatoria, Philodinida, Philodinidae.